CAUGCUUGGAAGUACCCUGUCGUAUAAGCAAAGUUGAGGCUGGGAACGAAAAAGGAAAACGGAGAACGUGAUCAGCUGAUUCAUUUCACCGCGACGAAAGAUAGAGCGGUCCCGAUCCCCUGCCUAGCUCUCUAUUACUUUUACUCGUGCAUCCGAGGGGGGCCAACUAUCAGAAAGAUCAUUCUCCACGGCCAGACAAACGAGGCGGUUCGGCAAGAAGGCAAAGAGUCGGCGAUGCCUCAAUAAUCGGGCAGCCGCAGACGACGGCGCCCGCCGGAGGAUCACCGAGAAAGAAACAGGACCAACAGGAACGAACGAACGUGAGCGCCGUAAUCACGGCAGCUGGAGGUAAUUUGAUCUGUCAUUUGCGCAACUAUCAGCACUGCGCCGCAGUCGGUCGGUCGCUUUCGAGGAGGGGGCGAGCGCCGCCGGCCAGUCUAGACGGCCGACGACACGCGUGCAUUCGCCGCCGCCGCCCCCUCUUCUUCCCAAGGAGCUCUUGCUCGAGAACCGGAUGCAUCGCCGUGCAAGCAGCGCCCGUUCGGCCAGCUUCCUUGCACAGUGAUCGCGGUCGCCCAAGAGCGCCGCCGCCGCCGUGCAUAAAGAGCCGGACUCGAAGAAGCAAGGCCGGCCCGGAGUCCGAACUCUGAACCCGGGCGAGGAGGACGAGGAGCAGCAGCAGCAGAAAACGGUGCUUUGACCUCGGCGCCGCUUCGAGCCGUCGCCGACGGGGGCGCGACGGCGGCGGCGCGCCGAGGGCGAGGAGGCUGCGCCGGCGCCAGCGGGGCCCCAGCAGACGCGCCAGUCGGCCUCUUGCUAUGCGCCGAGUGCUGUUGUGGGACGACUGUAUCUACCGUGUGGGGGCGCCGCGCGUCGUCGUCGCAGCAGUGAUGGCCGCCGAGCAUCAGAAGCGUGUCUCAUCGGCAGUUGCGGGCCCGUGCUCUGGCACCGGUCGUGUUUAGCAGUGCGGCCCGGCGGCAGCAGUGUGCAGCAGUGGCGACCGUGUGCAUGUGGCGCGGUGCUCGCGGGCGGCCGUCGAGCCCCAGAGCCGCCGCCAUGGGGGCCGGCGGGGCCGCACUGGGGCGGCGGCGACAGCGGCAGCGGUGAGCAGCGCGUCCCGCUCGGCGGCCUGUAUGCCACGGCGAGCUGGGACACCUCGGCGCUAUGGUGUGCGUUCAUGUUCGCCAGUAAGCGGUGCAAAUUGGUGAAACGCCUGUGGGAAGAAAGCGCCAAACUGGUGGUGUCGUACUACGCGUCGUCGCAGCCGCCGCUGUGCGCGGCGGCAUCGCCGACGGUCAGCUAUGAAGCCUUCUGUUCGCUGGAGGACCGCAAGGCCGUCGAGUCGAUGCUGAAGCAUCUGUGCGUAUCGCAGCUGCAGACGAUGCUGCAGGCGGUGCAGACCAAGGGACGGGACGGCUGCGAGUGCCUGCUGUUGCCACACCACGACGUCAAGCUGCCGCACGAGGUCGUGGCGCCGCACGUGCUCUGCUGCCGACUCUGGCGCUGGCCCCAGCUCCGGCACCACUACGAACUGAGGCGCUUGCCCUGGUGCGCGGCCGCGUCGCCGCCCGUGGUCUGCUGCAACCCGUACCACUGGAGCAUCGUGCAGAAGCCAGAGUCUCCACCGCCACCGUACAGUCUGCAGACCCUGGAGGAGAGCUACCUACCCAUCGAGUCGUCGCCACCGCCUCCUUACAGCCUUCAGCCGAUGGCCGAUGCCUGCUCGUUGCCUUUCGGCUACUCGUCGACGACCCCGGUGGACUGCGCCACCGGGCCCGUCGGGGAGGCCAGCGGGGACGACGACGAGCCGUGGUGCCGCAUCGCCUACUGGGAGCUGAACGAGCGCGUGGGAGACCUGUACUCGGUGCAGCGGCCGUGGUUGCACGUCACCUUUGACGAGUGCGCUCCCUCGUCGUCGGCGCGCGAAGAGGCGCUGCAGCUGCUCUCGCUGGCGGCGCCCUCAUCUUCCCCCGGCGGGCCGUGCAAGGAGACCGUGGCCCGGACGCGUGCCAAGAUCGGCCAGGGCCUGACCCUGCUGCACGAGCGCGACGGCGUCUGGGUCUACAACCGCUCCCAGCACGCCGUGUUCGUGGCGUCGCCGACGCUCGACAUGCCCACGGUGCGCAACCUCACAGUAUUCAAGGUGCUGCCCGGCUACUGUCUGCGCGUCUUCGACUGGGAGCGGGCGCGCUUCUACCGCAGCAUCCCGUCGGUGUCGUGGGACGGCCCGUACGCGCCCAACGUGGCGCGCAUCUCCUUCGUCAAGGGCUGGGGCCCCAAGUACGCCCGCCAGAUCGUCACCGCACUGCCCUGCUCCCUCGAACUGUUUUUCCGCACCACGCCGCCUCCGCCCAGGUGAUGGGGCUGACAAACAAACUCGUUGUCUUUUCGUUGUUCGGCCCCGGCUGGACGAGAGGCUCCCGUGCGGACUGCCGUUGUCGCGGGUUGCGGGUCUGCCUGACAUGUUCUUUUUUUUUUUUUUUUUAACAUUCUCGCACUGCCCCACUCCCCGUGCUUGUGUCGGCCGGACACGCGGCAGCGGCUGCGUCCCGUCGCUAUGAAGGCGACGCGGACGUGUUCGUCGUGGCAGGGAGCGAGACCCCGGUAGGGAGAGGCUUUCUUUAUGUCUGUGUGUGUGUGGUCUUUGCGCCGAAGAAGCAGGGUGUGAAAGCUUUCUGGUUACGUGUGCGCGAGAAGUUCCUCGGGUAGGCAAGAGUGGCGCCACCUCUUUCAUUCGCUUUGCUGCUCCCCAACCAUUAAGUUGGAAACAACUGCCUUGAGGGCGAGGCACUGCCAUCGCAUCAACGCGUAAACACGCAAGCGAGCGUUGUGACUGAUUAGGCCACGUCAUCGUCGUGUUGUACUUCUUCACAGCUGAUUGGUUGUGUUCUACUGUCACGAUUGGGUCGUAUGCCACAGACCGGUGUUCUCCGAGGCACGCUUGUUAUGAAACCAUGUGUUAGCAGAUAACAUAGUUUUUGCUAUCAUCAGUCAUGUGCAGUUUAGAGUUAUUGAAGCAUUCAAAAUGCACUGGUCCCAUUCUUCUAGUGUGCUUAUCGAAAAGUCUUGACUUUUGGUUUUGUUCUCAUGGACCUGCCACCCUUUCAUUUGUGUAUGUACUGAGGAUCAAAAUCCACCACAAUGAGUCGUUCGAUUCACAGUAAGCAAUAGUUGCGUUAACAGGGGCACGCUUUGCAGUCAUUAUCAUUUAACUACCAUUGUCAAAAUAUAAGUACACCAAUUGCUUAAUUUUGAGCAUCAAAGCCUUAUCCCUGAGAGCUUGAAAGUGAAACUUUGUGCAGACCACAGCUAAAUUUUGCGCAAAUGCUAUCUUGUUAACUCGCAAAGAGCACUGUAAUGAUGGAUUGUUACCCACUUUAGGUGCUGCUCUGUUCAUUGAGAGUUUCUCUGUACUACCCAGUCCAUUAUUGCACAUUGUUUAGAUCUUUUCGUUUGCUGUUGUGCACUCUAAUCCAUGCUGACUUGUCAAUGCGAAAAGUAAUGAAUAUGAAAAAGCUUAUUGGCAACUAGAAAUUGCAUUUCAAGCCUUUGAUUGACUUGUGUAUUGUUCGUUGCAUUACUUGAUCAAAGGAAUGUGGCUUCUCAUUUUUUGUAAGGUGUUGUCCUGGUCACGUGCUUUUGCCAGGUUAGCAAGGAGUGGAGUACACAUACUGUGUGCACUUAUGGAGACCUUCAAAACAAAAAACGAAUGAAAUAACAUACUGAAUGCAUAAUAUAUGGCUGCAUUCACAUAAAUGUAGUAGAAGUCUAGAAUCCACAAGGACUAGUGCCUAUUUUUCACAUUGAAAAAAGUUUUGUUCCUAUUCGCACUGUAUGGCUGUAUAUUUGCUGCUACUGUAUUUUGAAUGUAGCCCAGGGCACAGGUUUUAGCAGCUACCUUGCGCCUGGUACCUGCUCCAGUUACUUGUAAAAGCAAAUGUGUAGGAGCACAAAUUGUCUCUGCUGAUGCUUCUAUUGUGUGUUCUGAAAGGACGUGCUGAAAUCAAACAUUCAAUAGUUCUGGCCUUGCUCAAACCACAGAUGAAAACAAAACACAUGAGCUGUUCUAUUGCACUAGCGUGACAGCUGUACAUGUCUUAAAUGUAACCAUUAAUUUCAAGACACUGAAAUGGUUUUAAUGCUGGUGUAAAAUGCACAUUUAGUGGCAGUUUUUCUAAAUCUAUUAUAGUUUAGUAUUGCUGCUGUAAGCUAAAUUUGUCAUGGCAAGUAUUCAGGCCAUCUCUGCACAUGAUUUGACUGUUCUUCCAUCAUCUGUAAAGUCAUCCAGCUGAUGGAUGUAAAGUCAUCCAUCAGCUGGAUGACCUUGCAUGUUACUUGCUAGCAUGAUGUAAUGAAUUUAGCCUACCCGAUACUGCAAAGGGUUGAAAUUGCGAACAGUUUUUACUAUGUUACAGAAUUUGGCAACAUUCCAUGUCUUGGGAUUUAGCCAUGCAUUCUUUCAAGUUAUGUGCUUGAAUAUCGUCAUCCUUUAAAACCGCUUCAGAGUCUUCGAGGAAAGCACUAAAACAAUAUUGUUGGUUUACAUGCAAAAUGUGCCAGACUUCUGCAAGUUUACGCAAAUGCCCCCCCCCCCCCCCCCCUUGUCCCCUUCUAUUAGCUGAUAUGGUCGAGAUGCUUGCAAAGAUUAUUGCAGCGCUUGAUGGUGUAGUCUAUGAUAACCGGUGUCAAGUUUGUGCAACGUGUGUUGGCUGAAAAAUCUGAGGCAGGCAGAAGGUGCAGCCUGUUGCAUCGUCACGUGUAGUCUAUAUUCUGCUGGGUGAAAUGCCAGGGAAGGUAAUUUGUGAGGUGUUUACGUUGAUGACUGGAAGCACCUAUGCCAUUCUCAUAAACAUUGCUGUUGUCCUCUUAAAAGAGGAUGACCAACUUGCUUCCCCGAGUGUUGAAGCCUCUGUUGUUGUGGAGUGCAAGAGAUACUAGUUUGCCUGAAGCAGCUUCUUCCUUCAUGCGAGUCAGCUUAUUUAUUAUCGUGGUUCCCGCUGAGUAGGGAAGAAAGAACUGCCUGCUAUGACUUUAUAUAUAUAAAUAUAUAUAUAAAAUAUAUAUGCUUGUGAUGUGUCUCAGCACAGCCUCCUCCUCCCAUUUUAUCCCUGCUCUCAUUUCUCUAAAGCCUCUCCUGAAAGGAAAAGAACAGAGUACAAAUUGCUUGUUGCAUUCUCUUCUGGUGUGUCUGUAUCCGCUUCGCUGCAACUAGGUGUUUUUGCAAGCAGCUGCGUGUUGAGCAUGUGGACACUGUGUAGUGUGUUAAUUUGUUGAGAACUCACGCUGUUUACUGUAUCUAGUUAUUUUUAAUAAUACUAUUAUGGUAAGCAUGAAGAAUGGAGUUACUUAAAUCAGAUGUGUGUUGUUUGAAUCAUCUUCAUCUUUCAAGCUCUCAGACUCGUCGCCGCCUGUGCUCAUUCUUCUCAUAAAUCGGUGCCCAGCCUGAGAGAUUUAAGUUUAUUGUAGAACAGAUGUUUGCUUCCUAAAAGCUUUGCGUCACCUGUGCAUUUCUUUUUACUUGUUCUUAGAUCUUCACAAUAACUGCUUUCUUGUGGCACAGCACAGCCUGUAGGUCUAGGGUCAGCACUUGAUGUCCCAAUGCUUGUUGUCUUGUGCGCUGUGCAAGUUGACUUAGCUCUCUACAGACCCCGCGCAGUCAAACCUUGCCUCCAGCUGGAGACAUUUUUAUCUCAUAGGUGCAUUCGUGGAAGGUUUGAUUGGGUCUCCUGUUCCUUUGAAGGGUCGAGACAAGUGUUCCGCUUUUCCCUUGCCACUCUUGUCACUCUGUUCAUGUGUCGUUGACGUUCCUCUGAGCUUGAUGAGGGCGCUUGGUGCUGUUGCAGUUUGAAAAAUUGCUUCCUUUGAAUCCCAACCAGGCAGCCUGAAAAAAGAUACAUCUGUUGCCCCAAGGCGCAUUGUUGAUAACUUGCUUUGAAGUGCAUGCAAAUGCUUUCAUGUGGCUCAUACAGACGUUGCUCAUGGCAUCUUUGUAACUGUGUAUGAGAGGAAUCAAUCCAACAUGAUUUAAUGUCUGUUGCUGAUGGUGUUUCAUGCUGAUUGCUAUGCUUUCUCCCUUUUCUCACACAUCAUCACUUUAACCUUUUCUUCUAAAGUUCAGCAUCUUGACCAAGCCCACCUGUCAUCUUGUAGGAAUGUGAUGUGCCUUUUAUUGUUUCCUCUGGCAUCUCGUGGGAGCUUGCUUCCUCUUCCCCAUUGACAGCUUGAAAGCAUGAUUGCCAAGCUUUGGGUACGCGUUUGUCCACCUCACUUUGCAGGGAAAUGUCUCGCCCUUUAGUACUGUGCGUAGUGGGUGCCCAGCCUGGUUCGCCUUCCUGAUUGUGCAAAGGAGGCCCUCCGUGCAUGCAGCUCACGUCUUCCACAUGGGGCCGACCCUAUCCUAGCAGGGGAGGGCCGAGCCCCUUUCUCCGUCACAGACAUUUCACGUUUCUCACACCUGCGUCGCCAUGUGGCUGUCUAACCUUUCCCCAAUUGUAUUGGCUUUCUCCGUUUUCAAUGAAGGCCUUGCUGCAAGCUAUGGCAUUGAGCUUCUACGAACACUGUACUCGGCAAGUCUCACCUCUUCGUUGGUGUAUGCGUGGCAUGUCUGUAGUAUUCUCAUUGACUUGGGGAUUUCUGAAUUCAUAUACCCACCAAAUGAGAUGUUGAAGAAGCUUUCCACAAAAUUGAGUAGUGCGGACACUCUGCCACUUUACCUUCCCAUGAAACUCGGCACCAAAUUCUUGUGAGGGUUAGAUGAUGGAGUUUUGACUGGUGGCGCCACCUGUGGCACUUCUUUUUUUUUUUUUUUUUCUUUCUUUUCGGUAGUCUACUAGGCUUUGCGAGUUAAAACAGGGUUAGGCUGAAGAGCCAUUUUAGGACACCUUUUCAUGUUGCACUCCCCGUUUCUCUAUCUUCUUGCGUCUGUUGUCCAUUCUUUCGCCCUCUUGUUUUUAUUGAUGAAAGAACACAUGAAGUGCCAAAAUCUGUAGUAGGAACUUCGUUGUUGUCUGCGUCUCUGUUAGGGCUCAGGUUAGGGGAAAAAGCAGGGAAAUUGAAGAUCCUGUGGCAUAUAUUGUUGUGCUUGGGUGAAAACGCUAUCACAUCUGCCAUGGCCACAGCUUUGUUAGCAGGCCAAGGUCUUAGUGCCUCGCUGCAUCCCUCUCUCUCUUGUGUGUGUUGCAUGCUAAGCAAACCUGUGAACGUUUUCAGCGAAAGCGCAUUCUUGUGGUACAUGCACAUGCAAAUCACUCAGAAAAGAAAACUAUUCCAUCCACUCUUUGGUAACGAAAAGAUUAUAUGAAUAUAUACAUAUAUAUAUAUAUAUAAAUAUAUAACUGAUGUGUGGACAUACUGUUCAGCAGCUAUAGAAGCUAGGCGAAGCCUGCAGAAAGUAAGUGCCUGGUUGGUUGGGGAAAAAAAAUUGUGUACGCUGUACACUGUUGUUAAGCGUGCGUGUAUAGAUGCACUUUUUCUAGAUAGUAUAAUCUUCUUUCCCCUUAGAAGAGACAAAUGGCUUCGUGCUGCCCUUUCUUACUUUUCUUCAGAUGCAUCUGUCUGUAUCUGUGGCUCCAAGAUGCAAAUGAAAAAAAUUUUUCUACGCGUGGUAUGGAAGUGACAAUCCAAUACCAUUCUGCCUGCCUCAAUGCCUUACGAAUACUGUGAAAUAGAAGCAAAUGUACGAAAAAGAAGCUGUGUGUGUGCGUGCAUGUGUGUUUUAAUAAGUUUGCUCAAGCGUCCUAGACUGUGCUGUAUUAUAUGUUUCAUCGUUUUGGAGUGUGGAGGCACGAUGAGAAUGACUUAACGAAAGCUUUCCUUUUUCUCAUGCAUUUUUGUACAUAUGUAAAGUGUAAAUAAUGUUUUUUUUUUUCUUUUUUUUUCUAGUAGGUAUGUGUUUUUUUCCCCUUGUGACCGGUUCCACUGUCAAAUGCGUGGCUUUGUACAAAUUCUGUCAGAAGUGUACAAAAUGAAAAAAAGAUACUUUCUACUGUAAUAAAGGUACAGGUAUCCUA
Molecule: messenger RNA, 8009 nt
Organism: Dermacentor silvarum
Lineage: Eukaryota; Metazoa; Arthropoda; Arachnida; Ixodida; Ixodidae
Product: mothers against decapentaplegic homolog 6
Exons: 4
Coding region: 1178-2359 (393 amino acids)
Biological process (GO): cell differentiation; anatomical structure morphogenesis; regulation of transcription by RNA polymerase II
Cellular component (GO): heteromeric SMAD protein complex
Molecular function (GO): transcription regulator inhibitor activity; I-SMAD binding
Source: RefSeq, a predicted model, not a curated record